Molecule: messenger RNA, 1716 nt
Organism: Amphiprion ocellaris (clown anemonefish)
Lineage: Eukaryota; Metazoa; Chordata; Actinopteri; Pomacentridae
Product: parapinopsin-like
Exons: 4
Coding region: 113-1147 (344 amino acids)
Biological process (GO): G protein-coupled receptor signaling pathway; visual perception
Cellular component (GO): photoreceptor outer segment; membrane
Molecular function (GO): G protein-coupled receptor activity
Source: RefSeq, a predicted model, not a curated record
CAGAUCUGGAGGAUAUAUUCUUAGACCUGAGGCGUGUAAUCUCAGCUUUUACACUUGAGUAGUGAUAUAUUGAACUUCCAGAAGCUCCAGGUGACGAGGAGACGACCUGAGCAUGUUUUACAGCUCUGCACCCAUGCAGCCGUCUGCGUUUUCACCCAAUGCCUCCCUCUACACGGGUCCACAGGAGGAGCCCCCGUUGUCACGCACCGGCUUCAUCAUCCUCGCUGUCAUUAUGGCCUUUUUCACCGGUCCAGCCAUCGUCCUCAACGCUACAGUGAUUAUUGUGUCCCUCAUGCACAAGCAGCUGAGGCAGCCGCUCAACUAUGCUCUAGUGAACAUGGCUGUGGCUGAUCUGGGGACAGCCAUGACCGGAGGAGUGCUGUCUGUGGUCAACAACGCUCAGGGCUACUUCUCCCUGGGCCGGACGGGCUGUGUGAUGGAGGGCUUUGCAGUGUCCCUGUUUGGCAUCACUUCUCUGUGCACUGUGGCUCUGAUCGCAGUGGAGAGGAUGUUUGUGGUAUGUAAGCCACUGGGGCAGAUAACCUUCCAGAAGAAGCAUGCGGUGGGAGGCAUUGUCCUUUCUUGGCUGUGGUCCCUCACAUGGAACUUACCUCCACUGUUUGGGUGGGGCAGGUACGAGCUGGAGGGCGUUGGGACGUCCUGCGCACCCGACUGGCACAACAAAGACCCUCACAAUGUCUCCUACAUCCUGGCUUAUUUCUCAGUGUGCUUUGCUAUUCCUUUUGCCCUGAUCCUGGCAUCCUAUUCUAAACUAAUGUGGACUUUGCACCAGGUAUCUAAGAUGGCCUGUGUGGAAGGUGGUGCAGUAGCAAAGGGGGAGAUGAAGGUGGCGUCCAUGGUCAUCCUGAUGGUCCUGACAUUUCUGAUCAGCUGGUUGCCUUAUGCCGGCCUCGCCAUGCUCAUUGUCUACAACCCCGAUGCAAAGAUUCCUCCGCUGAUUGGCACAGUGCCUGUUUACAUGGCCAAGAGCAGCACCGUGUACAAUCCCAUUAUCUACAUCUACCUCAACAAACAGUUCCGUAAAUAUGCUGUGCCCUUCCUGUUGUGUGGGAAACAGCCUUUGGUGGAAGACGAGACAUCAGAGGCAGUGACGACCGUGGAGACGACCAAAGUGUCUCCUGCCUGAAAUGUGCAAAUGCCUAAAACUAGCCAUUACCCUCAUUAUAAUAAUUCCUUUAACACGUUUUGUCACCUGUUACUUGAACAUUAGUGAAACUAUGUGUUUGAAUGUUUUUUAAAGUGAGAUGCCAUAGUGGACAGGAAGAGAUCAAUAAUGGUAAAGGUAAGACUUGACGUGUCUGUCUGUUGUCUGAAAAGUGUAGAAAAGAAAUAGAUGAGAACAGUAAUUCAGCAUAAGUUUAUUCAAUGAUGAUCAAUAGAAAACAAAAUAUCAGUAUUGAUUCAAAUAAAGUCAAGGCCAAAAUAAAAUGAAUAAUACAAAAAAUGUAUUGAUACAAAACCUAGAGGGUUAUAGUAAAGCAUUUGCUACUAAGAGAAAUGAUGUUUACUGAAUAAAAACAUUAAGGAGCAAAUAUCAAGACUUUCAAGUAGAGAACAUUACCAUGGGUCUUUCCAUACGUUUGUACAUAUUUUACAUUAUCUUCUAUUUUAAUACAGCUUUCUGAACAUUAAUAGUUGUAAUAGUAAUUAUAAUCAUAACAAGAUGAAGAAAACCAAUAAAAACUUUCAAAUCAA